GAUAAGCAGCUGCUCUCUCACCACACUCUGUCGACAACUAAAACUUUUGAUUCGCGGCGCACGUGUGUGUUUUCGGGUUGUUCUGUGCCCAGGAAUUGCGUUUUGUCAGAGGGAGAUGCACCCUUAGAGCAGGAUUAUGGUUCGAAUUUUGAGCCCCUUUUCGGCGAAGGAACACUUCAAAGGGGGUGCCGUCGGCGCGUCUUAGAAUGAUAGAGCAGCAGCAUGUUUACAAAGAGCGCGAGCAUGAAUGAAGAGCCCCUAACGAGCGCCCCGAAUGCAGAUCAACAGAGCAGCCCGCUGCAGGAAAAGAACGGCAAGGGAAAGCGCUUCAGUUUCAGGACGGCGCGAUCCGAGAGCACCGAGACGGCCCAGAUGGCGGCGGGCAGCAACACGGUGGUGAAGACGCGGCGGUCCCGCAGUCUGCGGCACCCGUUCCGCGUGAGCACCUCGACGGCCGUCGAGUCGGCCAACAGCACCGGCAGCAUGGUGUCCAUCGCGCCGCACUCCUCGGCCAGCAGCACCAACCUGCAGCGCCCCAAGAAGUCCAACUGGGAGGUCAUCGAACACUUCAACGCCUCCUCUGGACUCAUCGCUUCCACACUCAAGCCAAAAGAUGAGGACGAGAACACGCUGGCCUUGAACGGAUUUGACGAUCUCGGCUUCGGUCACGCCUCGUUCUGGGAGAGAUGCAAAUACUUGUUGGGCAAGGCGUGGAAUUCGCGCGGAUUUGAAAAUCCAGAGGUGGAAAUGCUUUAUCAGCGAUAUUUCCUCAGAAUGAACCAGAGCCAUUUAAUUCACCUUCUCGUCCUCCUGGUCGCUCUAUCGUCCGUCCUUCUCCUCAUCGUGCUUCUUAAUUCAGGCCCGCGGUUGUUGGCCUGCUCGGUGCUUAUCACCUGCAUGUUGGUCUACCUGGCGCUGCUGGCCAUGCUGUCCAAACCGUCCCUGAACGAGCUGUACCUGAUGGCCGCCUCGUACGUGGUGAUGCUCACCUUCGUCGGGCUGACCCUGUUGAUGGCCCUGACGCCGCACAACUCGGUCUCGGCCAUCAUUUCCCUGGUCUUCCUGACCUUCGCCAUGCUGCCCGUCCACCUUUUCGAGGCCGUGAUCGCCUCCAUCCUCCUCACAAUCGUGCACCUCGUCGCCGUCGACCUCACCCUGGAGGAAACCUCCGUGCAAAAGCUGCUGACCGACGGCCUGCUGCUGCUGGGUGCGAUCGUUUGUGGGGCUCUGACGCACUUCCCUGGGGAACAGGCCCGCAGGACCGCCUUCAUGGAGACCAGGCAGUGCAUCGAGGCGAGACUUCGGACGCUGCACGAAAACCAGCGACAGGAGAGGCUUCUGCUGUCGGUGCUGCCGCGUCACGUAGCCAUGGAGAUGAAAGCAGACUUCGCCGGAAAACCCACCGACUCCAUGUUCCACAAAAUCUACAUCCAGCGGCACGAGAACGUCAGCAUUUUAUUCGCAGACAUUUGCGGAUUCACGAGUCUCUCUGACCAAUGCACGGCUGAGGAGUUGGUGUGUUUGCUCAAUGAGCUUUUUGCCAGAUUUGACAGAUUGGCUGCCGAACAUCAUUGUCUGCGGAUCAAACUGCUCGGCGAUUGCUACUAUUGUGUCAGCGGCCUGCCCGAGCCACGACCAGACCACGCGCAGUGCUGCGUCGAGAUGGGUCUUGACAUGAUCGACGCCAUAGCGCUGGUGCGCGAUGUCACCGGGGUCAAUGUAAACAUGCGUGUCGGCAUCCACUCGGGCCGCGUGCACUGCGGGGUGCUGGGCCUGCGAAAAUGGCAAUUCGAUGUCUGGUCUAAUGAUGUCACCCUCGCCAACCACAUGGAGAGCGGCGGCAUUCCGGGCCGAGUGCACGUGACAAAAGAAACUCUGCAGUACCUGGGCGACAGCUACGAAGUGGAGCCGGGAAACGGCGGCCAGCGAAACUCUUACCUCCGAACGAACAACAUUGCGACGUACUUGAUCGUGCCCAAGGAUGAGUGCCGCAUCAAUCCCCAGAAGCAGGCGUGCAACUCGAAUAACAAGGGCGCGAACGGCGUGAGCGUUUCCAAAGAGCUGAGGGUCAUGGGCCAUCACCUGAUGGUGGAGAACAGACUGGAGGAGCCGCGUGACCAGCAGGAGGAGCUCAACGACUACCUCAAACGCGCCAUUGACGCGCGCAGCGUGGACAGGUUGCGUGCCGAGCACUGCAAACACUUCAUGCUCAACUUCAGGCAACCCGACGUCGAGAAAAAGUACUCGCACGAGCAAGACAAACUGCUGGCGGCGUACUUUGUGUGUUCCUUGCUGGUGUACUUGCUUGUGAUGCUGGUGGAGGCGAUCGCGAGCAAAAGCUUACUUGCUCUUUUGGCCUGUGCUCUAUGCAGCAUACCUGGACUGAUUUUAAUAGCAUUUAUCAACUUUCUGACUCUAUCCUAUAAGCGUGAGAGCUGCAGCAAUGUGUGCGGCAAACUCGUGACCAAAGUUUCGACCAAAAUGAACCAGAGUCGUCAGGUGGCGCAAAACGUGGCCAUCUGCAGCGUCGUGUGCAUUUACGUCGCAGCCGUGCUUCCACUGUUAUUCAAUUCGUGGCCAAGCGAGUGCAACGUGGACCAGCAAAUGUUGCGAAACUUCAGCGAAGGCAACGCGACCGCCCAACCCGAGCUGAAUGGCACCGUCGGCUUCGUCUACAACGUCAGCCUUUGUGAUACCGAGCAGAUUCCGGAGUGGGUUGCCGGUUGCUUUGUGCUGGCGAUGGCGGCGUGUGCCGAGAAUAGGGCACUCACCACCCCUGUGAAACUGUCGCUGCUCGGUCUGGGCAGCAUCAGUUCCAUCCUCUGUUUGAUGCUUCCACCCAUGUCAAUGUGGAGCCUUGGUGGUGAUUUGACCGGGAUGCCGGUCUUGCUGACCGCCUCUUGCAUUUUAUUUCUGCUCCUCGCCGCACUGAUUCACAGCCAGCAGGCGGAGACAACUUCGCGCCUCGACUUUUUGUGGAAGCUCCAGGCAAAUGAGGAAAAAGAGGAAAUGGAGCACUUGCAGGCGCACAACAGAAAACUGCUUUCCAACAUUCUGCCCGAGCACGUCGCGGAUCACUUUCUAGGCGGCGAUAUUGAGGAGCUGUACCACCAAGAGUGCGAGUUUGUGUGCAUCAUGUUCGCGUCGAUUCCCAACUUCUCGGAAUUUUACGUCGAGUUGGAGUCGAACAAUGAGGGCGUCGAGUGUCUGCGGCUGCUCAACGAAAUCAUCGCCGACUUUGACGAGAUUUUGGCGGAAGAGCGGUUCAGCUCGAUCGAGAAAAUCAAGUCGACUGGCGCCACUUACAUGGCUGCGUCUGGCUUGACAGAGGAGUCUUGUGAUCUCAUUAACUUCACGCACGUCACCGCGAUGGCCGAUUACGCGCUGCGCAUCAGGGAACAAUUAGAAUAUGUUAACGAACAUUCCUUCAAUCACUUCAAAAUCAGAAUAGGCAUAAGUGUGGGUCCAGUGGUAGCAGGUGUGAUUGGGGUGAAAAAGCCGCAGUACGACAUUUGGGGAAAUGCCGUGAACGUGGCCAGCAGGAUGGACUCGACAGGCCUACUAGAUUCCAUUCAAGUGACGCAGGAAGUGUACAAAAUUUUGUGUGAGCGCAACUACUCGUUGACCUGCAGAGGGCCUGUCGAUGUCAAGGGCAAGGGUGAAAUGGUGACCUACUUGCUGACCGGAAGCAGUUAAAAUUUUGUGAUCUUUUUAAUUGUAUAAAAUCUCAGAGUAUUUUCAGAGUGAAAAAUACGCAGGGCUCCCUAUUGAAAUGUCAUUUGAUGCAAAGCUGUGGAUGUAUAGAUAUUUUAUGUAUAAAAAAAUAAUAUGUUAUUGUUACACACAAAAUUAUACUAAAUUAAUUCGGUUGUUUUCCAAAAUUCAAAAUUUGUUUGAAAAAUUUAAAUCAGAGAGAACAAUAAUUGCUUGUAAAUAUAAAAUAUUUUAAUGUCGGAAUCUAUAUUUUGUGGAGAAUGUGAAACUGAAUGUUAUAGCAGGCCUACGAAAGAAAUAUCUUAAAAUCUCUCAUUCCGUGGUUUUAAUGAACAAUAAGA
Molecule: messenger RNA, 4055 nt
Organism: Neocloeon triangulifer
Lineage: Eukaryota; Metazoa; Arthropoda; Insecta; Ephemeroptera; Baetidae
Product: adenylate cyclase type 5
Exons: 25
Coding region: 223-3696 (1157 amino acids)
Biological process (GO): cAMP biosynthetic process; adenylate cyclase-inhibiting G protein-coupled receptor signaling pathway; adenylate cyclase-activating G protein-coupled receptor signaling pathway
Cellular component (GO): plasma membrane
Molecular function (GO): adenylate cyclase activity
Source: RefSeq, a predicted model, not a curated record